GGGGUGGGAAGAAGUGACUUGUGGGAUGCGGCAGAGAGAGAGAGAGAGAGAGAGAGAGAGAGAGAGAGAGAGAGAGAGAGAGAGAGAGAGAGAGAGAGAGAGAGAGAGAGAGAGAGAGAGAGAGAGAGAGAAGCGGGAAAGAGAAGGAAGAGAGCAAUAAAACAAGUCGUUUACGGUUAAUUGAGCGCCUGACAUUCAGGUUUGCGCAGACAAACGGCGGAAGGGAAAAAGUUCAAACCCCACUAACCAGCGCGUGGGAGUGGGAAGCAGGAUCGUGACUGACUGAGACAAGCUCCACUGUCUGUCUCGUCAUGGCAGGACCUGGAGGUGACAUGCAGUGGUGCUUCUCUCAGGUGAAAGGAGCCAUCGAUGAUGACGUAGCUGAAGCGGACAUCAUAUCCACAGUCGAGUUUAACCACACAGGGGAGCUGCUAGCCACAGGAGACAAGGGUGGCCGUGUAGUCAUUUUCCAGCAGGAAAUAGAGAAUAAGAAUCAGCCUCAGUUCCGGAGCGAAUACAAUGUUUACAGCACUUUCCAGAGCCAUGAGCCAGAGUUUGACUACCUGAAGAGUUUGGAAAUAGAAGAGAAGAUCAACAAGAUUCGUUGGCUUCCUCAGAAGAACGCUGCUCAGUUCCUGUUGUCAACUAACGAUAAGACAAUCAAGUUGUGGAAAAUCAGUGAACGAGACAAGAGACCAGAGGGUUAUAAUCUCAAAGAGGAGGAUGGACGCUACAAAGACCCCAACACUAUCACAGGACUGCGGGUGCCAGUUUUAAUACCCAUGGACCUCAUGGUGGAAGCCAGUCCGCGGAGGGUGUUCGCCAACGCUCACACCUACCAUAUCAACUCUAUCUCGGUCAACAGUGACGACGAGACUUACCUGUCUGCAGACGACCUCCGCAUCAACCUCUGGAACCUCGAGAUCACCGACCGCAGCUUCAACAUUGUUGACAUCAAACCGGCCAACAUGGAGGAGCUGACGGAGGUGAUCACAGCAGCAGAGUUCCAUCCUCUCCAGUGCAACACCUUUGUCUACAGCAGCAGCAAAGGAACCAUCCGUCUGUGUGACAUGAGGGCGUCGGCGCUGUGCGACAAGCACUCAAAGUUGUUUGAGGAGCCGGAAGAUCCCAGCAAUCGCUCCUUCUUCUCCGAGAUCAUAUCCUCAAUCUCUGAUGUGAAGUUCAGCCACAACGGACGCUACAUGAUGACCAGAGACUACUUGUCCGUCAAGAUCUGGGAUCUGAACAUGGAGAACCGGCCGGUGGAGACUUAUCAGGUCCAUGAAUACCUGAGGAGCAAGCUGUGCUCGCUGUACGAGAAUGACUGCAUCUUUGACAAGUUUGAAUGCUGCUGGAAUGGCGAUGACAGUGUGGUCAUGACUGGCUCGUACAACAACUUCUUCCGGAUGUUCGACCGAGGCCAACGGCGGGAUAUGACCCUGGAGGCCUCCCGAGAAAACAGCAAGCCCAUGCAGGUCCUGAAGCCUCGCAAAGUGUGCGCGGGUGGCAAGCGCAAGAAGGACGAAAUCAGCGUGGACAGUUUGGACUUCAACAAGAAGAUCCUUCACACGGCCUGGCAUCCCCAGGACAACAUCAUCGCCGUGGCGACGACCAACAACCUCUACAUAUUCCAGGAUAAAGUGAACUAACGACACGAGAUCUGGCGCGGGUGACGUUGUGUGUACCCUCCCCCCACCACCACAUCCCCCACCCCUUGCUGCCUCGUCCAGGGUGACCUGCGGUAACGCCAACAAUCAGCAUCCCUGUUCGUCGCUCCUGGGUGACCAGACUUUGCCACUUUGUUCUAGAUGUGGACAGAGGAGGCCUCGCUCUUGCCCAUCAUCAGCCUGUUAGUGGCAGAGUAACACCUGCCUUGUUGUUUAAGUAAUGUUGUGCCAAUUCCUCCCCUGUCCCUGCUGCCCCCCCCCCUUUUUUUUGCCAGCCCACCUGCCCUUUUCUUCCCCUGGGGUAACAUGGGUAAACAAGUUUAAUUUCUUUCAAAUUCUGAAUACAGACACCUUUAUUUUUAUAACUUCCCCCUUCCCCCAUGGUCCUGUGGUAGAAAAUGAAAAAAAAACACUUAAUUAGUACGUCCCCAUGUCCUGUGCCAUUGUGGUGUUUAUUUUUCUAAGAAAAAAAAUGCCUCCUUUUUGUUUUGUAUACACCUUUUUAUUAAUUCAUCUGUUGUAAAUAGUAUUCUUUGAGUCUCUUCACAUGUCUCCCCUCGUUCAUUAAACCAUAAGUACUCAACAGUCACAAACGUAUGCUCGCAGUUUCCAUGGCUCACACAAACAAACAGGACAGCAACACCUCAGCGGUCCCCCCCCCCCCCCCCGGGAGUUUGAGAAGUACAGUGUUUUCACGGAUUUUCAAAAGCCCGGCCCAGUGAGGAGAUGUCCCGCUCCACUGCUGCUGUACUUCCGGGCCGGCCAAAGAGGUCCAGACUCCAGGCUCUAUGUCCUGUCAUCUUCAUGCAUUGGUUCCUCUUCCUCUUUGUUUGUGUUUGACAAUAGUCAGGUAUAACAGAUGGCCUAAUCAAAGAUAAUUAUUAUGAUUGUCAUAUUUAUAUUAAGAGGAGAAAAAAAAGUUAAAAUGUCACCAGAUUUGGUUCCGUCCCAUUUUGUGAAAUGAAACUGGACCUUUACAUUUUUUUUUUAGCGAUCUUGAGUAUUGUCUUCCCAUGGUGCACCACGGCUCCGAAGCAGUACUUCACAACAGGGAAAAACUUUUUGUUGAUUUGACACUGGACUCUUGCUGCACCAAUUUAAGUACUUGGAUGUGUUUUGAAAGUUUAAAAGAAAUAACAUUUGAGGCAUUAAGUCACUUAAAGUGUUUUGUUCAAACUACUGCAGACGUUAUUACUGCUACUGUGUGUACUGGUACAAUAAGCUGCACAAGGAUUUGCAGCGGUUGAUGUCUCCACACGUAUUUAAAAAUGUGGACAGGUCAGACUAUGUUGAUGCCUCUAGUAAUGUAUAACUACGAUUUUAAACUAUGACAGUGAAGAUAAUAAAGGAACUACUUUUUGCACCCUU
Messenger RNA from Cyclopterus lumpus (lumpfish), 3035 nucleotides. RefSeq names its product protein phosphatase 2, regulatory subunit B, alpha b (gene ppp2r2ab). The record is from RefSeq and is a predicted model, not a curated record. Bases 312 to 1649 code for a protein of 445 amino acids. Gene Ontology annotation, molecular function: protein phosphatase regulator activity; protein binding. Gene Ontology annotation, cellular component: protein phosphatase type 2A complex; cytosol. The transcript has 10 exons. Gene Ontology annotation, biological process: peptidyl-serine dephosphorylation. NCBI's taxonomy places the organism in Eukaryota, Metazoa, Chordata, Actinopteri, Perciformes, Cyclopteridae.